GAGCGCUGCUCCACGAAUUGACAUCAGUUGUGUUUGCACAGAAUUUGACUUUAGGAGUCACCAAUCGAAUCCAUCCAUUCUCCCACCCCCCACUACAAAAUCAAGCAGGAAUAGUAGUCAACAUGAAGGUCUUCGUUUGCAUGUGCGCUCUCUUUGCUGUGGCCAACGCUGGCUUCUUGGGUCUCCUUGGUGGCGGCGGCGGCGGCUCCAACAACAACGGCGGCGGCCUUAAGGCUGGUCUCAACCUGGGUGGCAAUGGAGGAGGUGGCGGUGGAGGAGGCUAUGGCGGUGGCUCUUACGGCGGUGGCUCCUAUGGCGGUGGCUCUUAUGGCGGUGGACAUGGUGGCGGCCACGGUCCCGUCCAGGUGGUCAAGGUCAUCCAUCAGCAGGGCGGCGGCAGUUCCGAUGGCGGCUAUGCCGGUGGCUACAGCUACGGUCCCGCUCCCCAGGUCUACAAGGUGAAGGUUAUUUCCAGCGGCGGCGGCAGCGGUGGCAGCAUCGGCGGUCCAGCUCCCAUCUAUAAUGGUCAUGGACAUGGUCCCGCCUCCGUCAAGGUCAUCAAGGUGGUGCACCAGGAAUCAGCACCUCUGCUCGGCGGUGGCGGCGCCCCCCUCGUUGAGAGCGCUCCCCAGGUGAUCAAGGUUCUGCACGAGAGCUCAGGACAUGGCGGCCCAGGUCUGCAGUCCAUUGGCGGCGGCAUCUCUGCUCCCACCAAGGUGGUGCGCGUCAUCCAUGAGCACUCCACCUCCGGCUCUAUUGGCGCCGCUGCUCCCGCUCCCAUCUACAGUGGUCCCGGUGCUGCCCCCCAUCUACAGCGGUCCAGCUGCAGCUCCCAUCUACAGUGCUCCCGCUCCCGUUUACAGCGCACCUGCUCCCGCUCCCAUCUACAAUGCUCCUGCUCCCGCUCCCAUCUUCAGCGCCCCCGCUCCAGCGCCCAUUUACAGCGCUCCAGCUCCAGCUCCCAUCUUCAGCGCUCCAGCUCCAGCUCCCAUUUACAGUGCUCCAGCUCCAGCUCCCGUGCUCGCUCCCGCUGCAGUUUACGGUGCUCCCAUCUCCGCACCCGCUCCUGCUCCCAUCUACAACGCUCCCGCCCCCCGCUCCCGUCUACGCUGCUCCGGCUCCAGCGCCCAUUCAAUACAGCGCUCCAAUUGCCGCUCCAGCGCCAGCUCCUCUCCAGUACGCUGCUCCCAGUGUCUCGGUAUCCGCUCCAUCGCCGGUGCUCAGUGUGCCCGAGUCAGCGCCCGCUCCCAGCUUCGCUGCUCAGGGACCAGUCCUGAGUCUGCCCGCUCCCAUUGAGGAGCAGCAGCAACAGCCGCUGCCCCUGGGACAUGCGCCCGCCCAGACCUAUGGACCACCACAGUUCUAAGUGGAGCAACCACAACAGCAGCAGCAACAACAACAGGAAGAAGAAGA
This is a messenger RNA of Drosophila sulfurigaster albostrigata, 1413 nucleotides long. RefSeq names its product transcription factor SOX-4-like. Bases 123 to 1277 code for a protein of 384 amino acids. The transcript has 2 exons. NCBI's taxonomy places the organism in Eukaryota, Metazoa, Arthropoda, Insecta, Diptera, Drosophilidae. The record is from RefSeq and is a predicted model, not a curated record.